Messenger RNA from Sporothrix schenckii 1099-18, 240 nucleotides. RefSeq lists its product as uncharacterized. The coding region runs from base 1 to 240 and encodes 79 amino acids. The transcript is spliced from 2 exons. NCBI's taxonomy places the organism in Eukaryota, Fungi, Ascomycota, Sordariomycetes, Ophiostomatales, Ophiostomataceae. The record is from RefSeq and is a predicted model, not a curated record.
AUGCAGUGCAUCCCCAAGACGCAAAAUGCGAUGCAUGUAUGCACGCAUGAGGCAGCAUUGCAAAGGCGGGCGAAGCGCCACGACAACCACCAGCAGCGGCAGCAGCUCACGUACAAGACUGUGUCCGGUGCUGCGAGCAGCUGCGAGAAGCUGCGGAGAGAUGCACGAGCAAUGCACGAAAGCAGCACAACGAUGCAUCGGACGUAUGAGAAGCACGAGAGUGAGAUGAAGAUCCAGUGA